Molecule: messenger RNA, 1728 nt
Organism: Saccostrea cuccullata (small rock oyster)
Lineage: Eukaryota; Metazoa; Mollusca; Bivalvia; Ostreida; Ostreidae
Product: pyrroline-5-carboxylate reductase 2-like
Exons: 6
Coding region: 77-1006 (309 amino acids)
Biological process (GO): L-proline biosynthetic process
Molecular function (GO): pyrroline-5-carboxylate reductase activity
Source: RefSeq, a predicted model, not a curated record
AGACCAACUUCCGGAGAGGUCGUUACAGUUGAUUGCACGUUGCAUCCUAAAACGUGUGUACAUAUAAAAUCUUAUUAUGGCUCGGACAGAAGAUCAGAGAUUCACUGUCAGUGAGAGCAUGACCAUAGGAUUUAUAGGGGCUGGCCGAAUGGCUCAGGCCAUGAGUCGUGGCUUUAUAUCAAAAGGUAUCCUAAAACCCCACAAAAUAAUGGCCAGUGAUGCAGUUCCCCAAAUGCUAGAUUGUAUCAGGGAACAAGGAGUAAGAACCUCGAGAAGUAACCUGGAGAUAGUAGAAAACAGUGACCUGGUCAUCAUAGCGGUCAAACCUCACAUUGUGUCCACCGUACUACAGGAAGUGUCCUGUAAAGUCACGCGAGAAAAACUCUUCCUCUCCAUAGCAGCAGGGGUCACACUAGAUACAUUAGAAAGGAACCUUCCAUCUCAGACCAGGGUGGUAAGAGCCAUGCCUAACACUCCUGCCCUGGUCCAGAGUGGGGCCACAGUUAUCGCCCCGGGGUCCUCUGUCCUCCCGGGGGACAAGGAACUUAUUCAGGGACUGUUCAGAACCAUUGGAAUCUGUGAGGCUGGAUCUGAGAGUCAGCUGGAUGCAGUCACAGGGCUUAGUGGUAGUGGGCCCGCCUAUGGAUUUUUAGCAAUCGAAUCUCUAGCUGAUGGUGGAGUCAAAAUGGGACUUCCACGAGACCUAGCACAAAAAUUGGCAGCUCAAACAUUACUGGGUGCAGCUAAAAUGGUAUUGGAAUCAGGGAAGCAUCCAGGACAACUGAAAGACGAGGUCUGUUCACCAAGGGGGACCACUAUAGCUGCGAUACACAGACUGGAGGAAAUGGGUUUCCGCUCAGCGUUAAUUAGUGCCGUGGAAACCGCCACAAACAAAGCUAAAGAAAUGGGGGCUCUAGAAAGCCAGAAACAGCAAGAGACUGUGUUAUUAAGAGAAUCAUCAACUGAACAAACGAGCAAUGUUCAACAGGCUAGAUCAUCUCAGUAAUAUAGUGUGUGUGAUCUCAAUGUAUAGUUCUUACCAGACUGCUUCAUGCCUUGACACAAGUCUGGGAGAAUACUGUUUAUAUGUAGGCAAGAUAACUAAGAAGCUAGUGUGAUAAUGGUCCAGCAAAGGAAUUAAUUUGAACAUGUCACCAUGGGAAAAAUUAUUGAUAACACAAAGAUUGAUAGGUGAUGUCUAUAUGCCAUAUUGCAUAAUAGUACAUUAUUAUUGAAUGCUUGAUUAAUGCACCUGCAGAAAAAGGAAAUAUGAUGACUCUUUUUUACUUUGGGUAUUUUUAUGAAUUAAAAAGUAAAUUGAGAUUUGUUCAAGAAUGAUGUUUAUAUACACUGUAUAAUAAAAUAUUGCCAUGAUUAGUGACAAUUUGAAACACCUCUAGGUUACUUCGUUUGUUUUUCAUGCUUGCCAAUUAUAGAUUCCUGGACCUUCCAAGGUACAAAUAUAAAAUCCUUGGAAAGAUGUCUUCAAUUUGUUAUUAACUGAUCAUCAUUUCCAUCAAGUGUUCAUCAACUGACAAUUUUUAAAAGAGAACAAAAUAUUGUAAUGUAUGGUUGUGACUUUUUUCCAGAUUAAUUUUGCUUUCAAAACAUCUAAUAAGUUGCCAUAUGUAUAUGUACAAUGUACCUGCUUUUAGUACUUAAUUUAUGAUGUGGAAACAUCUUUGUACAAAUGAAAUACGAUUAAAGUAAGUUUUCUUAUUGCAUUAU